Daldinia caldariorum is the source of this 1755-nucleotide messenger RNA. Its product is annotated as COX15-CtaA-domain-containing protein. The transcript is spliced from 2 exons. The record is from RefSeq and is a predicted model, not a curated record. Gene Ontology annotation, cellular component: mitochondrial inner membrane. Bases 166 to 1587 code for a protein of 473 amino acids. Gene Ontology annotation, biological process: heme A biosynthetic process. Gene Ontology annotation, molecular function: oxidoreductase activity, acting on NAD(P)H, heme protein as acceptor. Lineage: Eukaryota; Fungi; Ascomycota; Sordariomycetes; Xylariales; Hypoxylaceae.
AACAGGUAGCUGAUUACAUACCUGGCUGAUUACCUCAUAGUACUUUCGUAUCUUAUCGUAUCGUAUGAUUGGAAAUUAAAACCUCCCCAUUUGCGGUUUUGAACUCUGCUCGCUACAUAGUACGAGGGGAAUAAUCCUCACAGAACCCCCCCCUCCCCCACGAAAAUGUCGCUUCUUCUCCCGGGGAUACGCAGGGCGACGACGAAGCUGACGCUUAGUCAGUUCGUCUGCCGCCAAUGCCUCCGUCAACAGCCCCGCGCGGCAGCAGCAGCAGCUUCUUCGUCGCGCAUCUUUCGAGCGCUACAGGUCCGCCAGGCCAGCACCGAGUCCAGAGCUCGUUUCGCUCGCUAUUUCACGUCUGCGGCUAUCCCGGCCGAAGCCCCGCAAGCUGCGAAGUGGGCGUUCCCCGAGACGAGCUCCAAGGGCGUGGCAUACUGGCUGAUCGGCAGCGCCGCGAGCGUCUUCGGCAUCGUGGUUUUUGGUGGACUUACGCGGUUAACGGAAUCUGGACUUAGCAUCACGGAAUGGAAGCCCGUAACGGGAUCUCGACCACCCCUCACCCAGGCCGACUGGGAGGCCGAGUUCGAGAAGUACCGGGCCUCGCCUGAGUUCCACCUGCUCAACUCGCACAUGGACCUCCACGAAUUCAAGAAGAUCUACUACAUGGAGUGGACGCACCGGCUAUGGGGCCGCAUCAUCGGAUUGACCUUCGCGGUGCCCACCAUCUACCUGGUUGCGCGCCGCCGCGUGUCCGCCCGCGUCGCCGCCCACCUCGUCGGCAUAUCCGCGCUCAUUGGCUUCCAGGGCUUCAUCGGGUGGUGGAUGGUCAAAUCCGGGCUCAAGGACGACUUGUUCGCGCCGGGAUCGCACCCCCGCGUCUCGCAGUACCGGCUCGCCGCCCACCUGGCCACCGCUUUCGUAUGCUACUCUUGGAUGCUUCUCACGGGCCUGAGCAUCCUGCGCACCCGCCGUCUCCUCGCCGACCCCGCCUCCGCCAGCAAGCUUAUCUCCGCCCUGAAGAACCCCGCCAUCGCCCCCUUCCGCCGCUACGUGUCAGCCCUCACCGUGCUAGUCUUCACGACCGUACUCUCGGGUGCUCUGGUCGCCGGCCUCGACGCCGGCCUCAUCUACAACGAGUUCCCUAUGAUGGGUUUGGGCCUGACCCCGCCGAAAUCCGAGCUGUGGGAUAAGUUCUACUCGCGCAAGGAGGACCACUCCGACCUGUGGUGGCGCAACAUCCUCGAGAACCCGAGCUUGGUACAGCUGGACCACCGGAUCCUCGCCACCACCACCUUCUGCGCCGUGCUCGCGCUGUUCGCGUACUCUCGCUCCGGCCGUCUUGCCACGGUGCUGCCCAAGGACGUGAAGAAGGGUGCGAUGGGCAUCGUGCACCUCGUGUGUCUACAAGUCGCUCUCGGCAUCAGCACGCUCAUCUACAUGGUUCCCAUUUCGCUCGCCGCUGCGCACCAAGCGGGUAGCCUCGCAUUAUUAACUGGGGUCCUUGUUCUCGGCCACCGCCUACGGGUGCCGAAGGCGACGAUCGCGCAAGUUCAGAAGAGAUUGGCUUCGGCCGCGCAGCCGCGAUAGCACGACCAACCAAUAUUCUGUCCCUGGCUAACGAGUGUACGAUGUUUAAAACACUGUAUGAUCACUAGACAGAUACCAUGUAUUAUACGUAGAGUCUCAACUUUUUUUUAUUCUUUCAAUUCCGUCCAAUGGUGUGCCGAACAUAGAUAGCAUUGGUCUAAAUCUGAA